Labeo rohita (rohu) is the source of this 843-nucleotide messenger RNA. Its product is annotated as C-C chemokine receptor type 8-like. The transcript has a single exon. Gene Ontology annotation, cellular component: membrane. NCBI's taxonomy places the organism in Eukaryota, Metazoa, Chordata, Actinopteri, Cypriniformes, Cyprinidae. The coding region runs from base 1 to 843 and encodes 280 amino acids. Gene Ontology annotation, biological process: positive regulation of Rho protein signal transduction; phospholipase C-activating G protein-coupled receptor signaling pathway. The record is from RefSeq and is a predicted model, not a curated record. Gene Ontology annotation, molecular function: G protein-coupled receptor activity.
AUGAGUAACUCUACAGUAAACUUCACCACACCUGAAGCAUCUACAAACUCCACAACUCAUUCCUUUGAAGCAAUAAACAGUUUGGAAAUGUUUGCCUUCGGCAUCAAUGUCCUGCUUGGACUUCCCAUACACUCCUAUAUUACAUGGCUCAUCAUUACAGGAACUGGAAAUGGAGUUGCAUCAGAGUUCUUAAACCUAAAUCUGUCAGUUUGCGAGAUUGGUAACAGCCUCAAUACGGUGUUUGGCAUACUGACAUAUUUCUUUCCAAGUUGCACAAUAGUAACAUAUGUUUUACAAGGACUAGCGACCACCGGUCGUCCUCUGUUUCAGUGUCUGAUCUGUGUUGAGCGUUACCUGGCAGUGGUUUAUCCCGUAACCUUUCUGAAGUACAAACCUCUCAGGUAUAGGGUGAUCUGCUGCUCUGUGGUCUGGAUAAUCACUCUUGGAUCAUGCUUAUUCUGUUCAGUCUGUAUUUUAAUCCCACUCAGCUUGUUGGCAUAUGUAUGGUUUAUCUCAGUACAGUUUCUUCUCUUCCUCUUCACCCAGUUGUUUUGUCUUGUAGCUGUUCUCAGAGCUCUGAAACAAUCAGGACCGGGAGAGAGAAAAAGAGAGGAGGAAAAUCACAUGAAGAGAAGAGCAUUUUAUCUUAUUCUGAUAACAACAGUGACGAUGAUUAUCCAAUAUGCCCCAUUUACUAUCACAGGAUUCUUUGCCAUUCUAACUCAGCAGAGUUUUCUUGACUUUUGGUGUCCUGCUUUUCUUUGUUAUGUACUGGCUGGUUUUGUGCAACCCGUUCUUUAUUUACAACGGGCACGAAAACUCUCUUGCCUCAGCUCAUCAUAA